Messenger RNA from Seriola dumerili (greater amberjack), 1222 nucleotides. It is a transcript of the gene mrpl39, whose product is annotated as mitochondrial ribosomal protein L39. NCBI's taxonomy places the organism in Eukaryota, Metazoa, Chordata, Actinopteri, Carangiformes, Carangidae. Bases 129 to 1139 code for a protein of 336 amino acids. The record is from RefSeq and is a predicted model, not a curated record. The transcript is spliced from 10 exons. Gene Ontology annotation, molecular function: RNA binding; nucleotide binding. Gene Ontology annotation, cellular component: mitochondrion.
UAUACUUUACACACGAAGCAGGCAUGGCGUCCUUCAGCCACUGCAGAUUGUAACGGACAUUUAUCAAUUUGUACUUCUGUCUCUAUUUCCACUUGUUUUUUUAUGUUGCUGUAGAAAUAUUUGUCUCAAUGGCGACCAGGACCGUGUGUCGACUUCUCCAGCGCCGUUAUGCAUCUACUGCAGCGGCUGUGCGUCCACCAGCUGCCGAGGUCCACAGCCAGCGCAACGCUGUCUUCUCCAGAGAGCAGGCGAGGCAGAGAGCUCUGUACCCUCGCAUCGAGAAGAUAGAGGUGUCCAUGCAGGGCCCGGGGCUGGAUGGUACGAUGCUCAUCAUGAACAGGGGGAUGUCCACUCCACUGAGCUGUGCCAGACACUUGACAGAGUAUCAUGUGACCAGUUCAGUUCUGGCCCUGGUAGACGGGGAACUGUGGCCUCUCCACCAGCCCCUCACCCACUCGUGCUCACUCACCCUGCUCACAUUUAAAGACAAUGACCCAACACUGGUCAACCAGGCCUAUUGGCGCUCCUGUGCUGCCUUGCUGGGUCAGGUGCUGGAGAACGCCUUCAAGGAUAACUAUACUGUGGAGCUGCUCAGCACACCAGAGGUCCCAGUCGUUUCAGGAGCCUUCUGCUGUGAUGUGGCACUCGACCCUCAGCUGGAUUCAUGGUCUCCCUCUGAGGAGUCGUUACGCUCUCUGACCCGAGGCGCUCAGCAGCUGAUCCACCAGGAUCUGGCCUGGGAGCCUCUGGAGGUCGCGCCCUCUGUGGCGCUGGAGGUCUUCUCACACAGCAGGUAUAAACAGGAAGAGGUGGAACAGAAGGCAGCACAAAAUCCCAAAGGCACAGUGAUGCUCUACAGAUGUGGUGACCAUAUACUGCUGAGUGGGGGCCCUCUGGUGGCCAGGACAGGCCUGUGCUCCCAGUACGAGGUGACGGCCCUCCAUGGCCUGGGACAGGGACCCAUUGGCCUCCAGCGUCGAGCACAGGGCCUCUCCCUGCCUCUGCAGCUGCAGGCUCACCACACGGUGUGGAGGAAACUGAGGCAGCGGGCAGAGAAACUGGUGGAUGUGCCAAGACCUGAGGAAGUGACCCCACCCCCCCUCUCCACCUCCGACCAGCCAGUAACCACCUCUGCGUAACCUUCCACACACACAAAUACACUUUGACAUGUAUCUGAUUGUAUUAUUUGUUCAAUAAAUGUGUAAAAAUAUGUGACAAAUCA